Molecule: messenger RNA, 474 nt
Organism: Aspergillus calidoustus
Lineage: Eukaryota; Fungi; Ascomycota; Eurotiomycetes; Eurotiales; Aspergillaceae
Source: the annotation of a GenBank genome assembly
AUGCCGCCGCCAUCAUCGCAACGAGCGGACGUUGAGCCGCCGGAGGAAAUUACCUCCGAGGCAGUUCGUGGGUUCCUGACGGGUGCUUUUCGCUUUGGCUCAGUCUCUAUCCUCGCCCAUAUGAUCAUGAUCCUCCCCCAUCCUUUCAAGUUCUCGCCUGCUUCCCCCGCACAAGGUCCUCCGCAGCAUAUGCAGGAACAACCUCAACCACGCCAGUCGCCGUUCUCAAAGGACUAUAUCCGAUCGAGGUUAUUUUACCGUCCGUUGGAAGGCUUUUCCGAGUGGCUUUCUCCGGCAGCCCGGAUCUACAGGGGGCUGACACCGCAGUUCAAAGUUUUCCUUCAGAUUGCAGCCAUGACGUUGGGAGGUUGUGUCUGGGCUGAGCGCAGGGUCAAUAGCUAUAUCAAUAUGAUCCGAAAGGUAAAACGGGCAGAGCGGUUGCAAGCACAGCGAGAGGCUCGGCUUCUGGAGUGA